This is a messenger RNA of Trichoplusia ni (cabbage looper), 2001 nucleotides long. RefSeq lists its product as uncharacterized. The transcript is spliced from 2 exons. The coding region runs from base 1093 to 1620 and encodes 175 amino acids. The record is from RefSeq and is a predicted model, not a curated record. NCBI's taxonomy places the organism in Eukaryota, Metazoa, Arthropoda, Insecta, Lepidoptera, Noctuidae.
CUAUCUGUUGAGUCGUCCCACUCGCUUCAACCGCGUCCACGGCAAGUGGGGGCGACUGUGACGUCGUGGUGCAACGGCUCGCCGCGAAUGCGCCGAGUCCAGAGGUAAAAGCUUGCUUAUGCGCACCGGCCGCGCGCACGCGUUCUUUAGUUCUUAUGCCUAAACCUUAAUUCUUACUGUUUAAUCGUACUCAAUUGUUGUUCUAUAAAAUCAUUAUACGUAUUCACAUGUUAUACAGUCCACUCUUAUUAUUUACUCCACCUGCUGAGCUAUCGUCGCAACAUAUGGUCCUUCUCCCAAGAAAAUUUGAACUGGACAAAGAAGACAAAGGACUUUGGUGAACAUCGACUACGUCAUCGAGUGACUCAGUGAUUAUUAUCAAGUUUCUUCGCUGUGAACAUUGUUACGUCGUGAUAUAUCGGCACGGCUUGAGACUUCUCGGCUGUCUUAGCUGACGUCACCCAACUGACACAAGAAGAAACGGAAUUUGGGCUACUAAUUAUUCGUCAUCAUAACGGACAGCAAAUACACGUCUUCAGAUUGUCGUCGUGCAUUUAGAUAUCUGACAAGAAUACUCCUCGGCGCAGUCAUCACCAGUGGUUUGCACCGGAAAACAGUGAGCUCGUUCCAAUUCCUUAUUUAAUCAUCUCAUCAUCUGUCCGUCAUCAUAAUUACAUUCAUUAUCAUCCAUAUCCCACAUUACAUUCAUUUUUUACCUCAUUAUAAUUAAAGAACAGUGUUACAUUUUUGCAAGUCAUCUCAACAUUAUUUCAUCCCAUUUUACCAUUUAUUUCAACUGUUUCAUCUCUUCAUUCAUUCAUUUCACUAUAAGUUAAUCAUAUCCAUUGCAGUGUCGCUUUAUAUUUCAGCCAAAAUCGAAUAAGUAUUAUUUUGUAACGUUAACAUUACGCAGCGAUUAUCAGUGCACAAACGCCUUGCAUUUUUAAAUAGUAAUACAUAUUCUGCUACAAUCUUGCUCGUGCAUUUUAUCUUGCAACUCGUUGCUAUUAUUUUAUUAGAAGGGUUUAACUUGCUGUUAGUUUAUAUAUUUCCUUAGUGCUUUAUUACAAAGAUCUAUCGCCUUCUCUUAAAAUGUCUGACAUUAAAAGCCUUAUUAAGAAACGUGCUUCAAUUAAAGCAAAGCUUACGCAAUUCUCUUCAUACUUAAACAUUGCUAAGUCAUGUGAACAGUUGAGCGAAGUUCAGAUUGUUGAGGUUGAGUAUAGACUUAAUACUAUCGAAAAUCUAUAUGAUAAAUACGACGUGUUACAGACCGACAUGGAAGAGAUGGUGGACGACCCUAGCGAGCAAUAUGCGGAGCGUGAGGAGUUCGAAAAGCAGUACUACAGCUUGGUGGCUGCAGCACGUCAGCUGAUCAGCAAUGCUCGCAAGCAAGCUUCAGGGAACUCCAUAGCCGAGGUCCAGAACGCUAACGUGAAUAACUUGCAGCGGUUCCGUCGCAUCGAAUGUUUAAAGCAACAUUUCUGGUCACGCUUCUCACAUGAGUACAUUUUGUGGCUCCAACAACGAACCAAAUGGCUCCGAUCGUCAGGGGAACUUACAGAAGGAACCCUUGUCGUCAUUAAGGAUAAAGGCUCACCUCCUCUGUUAUGGCUUUAGGACGGAUCGUUAAGGUGCUUCCUGGUAGAGACGGCAUUGCGCGAGUCGCCGACAUCCGCACACGUAAGGGUGUCAUUCGGCGUGCGUUCAACACAAUUUGCCCGUUACCCGUCGCCACUGCUGUUGAAGACACUUCAACGGGGGGAGUAUGUUGAGUCGUCCCACUCGCUUCAACCGCGUCCACGGCAAGUGGGGGCGACUGUGACGUCGUGGUGCAACGGCUCGCCGCGAAUGCGCCGAGUCCAGAGGUAAAAGCUUGCUUAUGCGCACCGGCCGCGCGCACGCGUUCUUUAGUUCUUAUGCCUAAACCUUAAUUCUUACUGUUUAAUCGUACUCAAUUGUUGUUCUAUAAAAUCAUUAUACGUAUUCACAUGUUAUACA